GGACGAUUGUUCUUUCCGGUUGUAGAUUGCACGAGACACAAUGGGUAAACCAAGAGGUCUUCGUACAGCGCGUAAGCACGUGAAUCAUAGACGCGAGCAGCGAUGGAACGAUAAGGACUACAAAAAGGCACAUUUGGGAACUAGAUGGAAGGCUAAUCCUUUCGGUGGUGCCUCUCAUGCUAAAGGCAUUGUAUUGGAAAAAGUAGGAGUAGAAGCAAAACAGCCAAACUCUGCCAUUCGUAAAUGCGUCAGGGUACAACUGAUCAAGAAUGGAAAGAAGAUUACAGCCUUUGUACCACGAGACGGUUGCCUUAAUAACAUCGAGGAGAACGAUGAAGUUCUAGUGGCAGGUUUUGGUCGUAAAGGCCAUGCCGUCGGUGAUAUUCCUGGAGUACGAUUUAAGGUGGUGAAAGUUGCAAACGUUUCUUUACUUGCUCUAUACAAAGAAAAGAAGGAACGACCUAGAUCUUAAAAUAUCAACCAGAAAUGUGUAUUUGACAAAUAUACAAUACAUAAGUUAAAAACUUAUAA
Molecule: messenger RNA, 531 nt
Organism: Cyphomyrmex costatus
Lineage: Eukaryota; Metazoa; Arthropoda; Insecta; Hymenoptera; Formicidae
Gene: RpS23
Product: ribosomal protein S23
Exons: 3
Coding region: 41-472 (143 amino acids)
Biological process (GO): translation
Cellular component (GO): small ribosomal subunit; ribosome
Molecular function (GO): structural constituent of ribosome
Source: RefSeq, a predicted model, not a curated record